AUGAGCAAAUAUAAAAUAGCUUUCAUCAUAUCAACGUUUUUGUGUAGCAUUCAUUACUUGGUUGAAGGUUAAUGCUUUGAUACUAAGAAGUAUCCUCGUGGAUUUGGGGAUAACUUUGGAUUCAGUCUUGCAUAGGAGAUUGAUGUUGAUGAUAGUUUUAACAUCAUUACUGGAGGAUUAACUGGAUCUACCUAAGUUGGAUUAUUGACACCUGAUGAAUACUAUAUGCAUUUUCAGUUUAUUAGCUCAGAUGGUAGCAAUGACUGGGUUAGAAUUUAUAAUUAGCCCAAAUUUACAUAUUUAAACAAUCUUGUAUUUUAAAAGGGGGUACAUAAAGCAGACUAUGCUGCAGCAAUAAUCUACGGUUCUGAUUCUCUAGAUUAUAUAAUGCAUUUAUUACUAAUCAGAAUUUCAGAUGGGACUUUAGUUAGUUCAUACAAAGAUUAUACUUAUUUUGGACAGUAUAAAUGGUAAUAAUCAGGUUUCAAAUCUGUACUACUUGAUUCAUCAAACAAUUUAUAUCUCGGAAGCCAUGUAAUUCAAGAUGGAAUAACAAAGAUUACUAAAAUAGAUAUGUCAAGUACAUCUUAAACUAACACACCACUAUGGAAUUAUGCUUUAACUAUUUCAGAUUCUUACCAAGUCACAGAGGUAACUGCUUUAGAUUUAGGUAACUACGAAAACAAUCUUUUUGUGGCAUCAUAUUUUAAAAUUACGGAAGCAAGAUAAGAAUUUUACCCUACUAUCUCUCGUUUUAACGCACAUAAUGGCAUUCAUGAAUACAGCUUCUCUCAAUUGUUAACGAAAGAAUGGUCUUAUUCUAUGGGGUAAAUCCAAAUAAUAAAUAUGAUCAAUAUUGGUAGCGAUGAUAUCUUCUUUGGCUGUCAGGAAAUUGCAUAUUUUCAUUAUCCUAUGGAGUUUAGAGUAUCUCUCUUUCGUUUAAUUGUUGCCUAGGAUUUUUCGAUUAGUUCGUAUAAUAAAUUCCAUUUUGAGGAGGGACUUAAUUGUAUUGAUCUUUUGGUUUAUUCAUAAUAGGAUUUCUAUACAUUGGUUUAUAACUAUGAUACCUAUAAGUAUUACUUGAUUUUUAUAAAUGGCAUAUAGAAUGACGUUGAUAGUCAGAUUACCAAAAAAGAGUUUUUUUAUUAAGGUUUUGACAUGUAUGCAAAUAUUCUAUUCAAUGGAGGAGCUAUAUUGCCAGAUUAUAAUGUUUUAUACUUUAACAGUCUUAUACUUAAUAAAAUUUCAUCCGAAAAGUUUUUCGCUCUUUACGUACCGAUGGAAACCUCUUAAUCAUGUUUAGUACUGAACCUACUUCUUUGGAUCUAUAUCUUGUCACUACAGCAAAUCUUGAAGUAGUUGAUAACUCACUAUUUAAUGUAUAUUCUGGAUAAAUUUGUGACUCAAUAGCAACCAUUUAAAGAACUUCAGAUUCCAUUAGCACUGUAUAUCUUAUGGAUAGAACUUACACAUUAAUUCCUUUAAGCAAUUAAAAUCUACCGUUUCAACUAGAUGGUUCAAACUUAGUUCUCUCAAGCUAGAAUUUCUAAGAAUAAACAAGUACAUUUAAUUUAAAGUGUCAGUUUCCUGAUAAUAUACACUAUUGGAAAUGUUCAGGCUAGCAUUGAUAUUACUUAAGUGACCAUGAAAGAAUACUGUGAUCCUCCUAUUGAUAUUUAGUCUUCAACUUUACCUUCAACUUCGGCUAUUUCUUUUGAUGGUACCAAUGUUAAUAUAUACUCAACUGAUGGCACAUAAAUAGGAGAGUAUUAAGUUGAAGUAGUAUACUAUAAUUAGUAUGAUCCAAACCUUUUUAAUUAAGCAAGUUUCAAAGUCACAGUCUAAUGCACAUUGACGAAAACUUAAUCUUAUACUGGCUAAAGCAGCUACACUUAUACAGUUGGUACAGGAUCAAGCAGUAUAGACCUCAGUAAUUACAACUACUACAACAACAUCAACUACAACGACAACAACUACAACAACUACUACUACCACAACUACAACGACCACAUCAACAACUACCACUACUACGGAACCUACAACUACUACAACAACGACAACCACAUCAACUACUACUCCAGAACCUAUCACAACAACAACAACCACAACAACUACUACUACUCCAGAACCUACAACAACAACCACAUCAACUACUACCCCAGAACCUACUACAACUACAACAACAACAACCACAUCAACUACUACCCCAGAACCUAUAACAACAACAACAACAACAACCACAACUACUACUACUCCAGAACCAUUGACAACUACUACAACAACUACGACUACUCCAGUACCUAUUACAACGACAACAACUACUACCACACCAGAACCAUUGACAACAACUACAACAACCACAACUUAAGCUCCGCUCUCAAGCACAUCUACUACUUCACAGGCCCCAGUUAAGCAGGAGUUAAGCUAAUUCCAGGCAUCUUUAAUAAAUAUAAAUUAAGAAGUACAGUAGGCCAAUUUAUUGAAUUAGAGGUCUAAACAUUCUUGAUUUAAAAUGAUAUUGAAAUCAGACAAGAUUGGACAUUAUAUAAAGAUCAAAAUUAAGAGCUAAUUGACAUGCCAGUUUAUGGAGGUGUUUCUACACUUAUUAGGGAACUACCAAAAUAGUUGAAUACAAGUAUAUAAUCAUUAUAUUAAUCAUUACUAGAUGAUGCUAUUUUUGUUGAGAAUGCUGGUAAAAAUAUUCGAAAUGUAGUAGAAGCUACUAUCUAUUCAAACUUAGUUUCCUCUUCUUUAAUAUUGUCUGGUUCAGGAGUUAUUUGGUCCUUAGUUCAUAAUAUUUAGCAAGUUUCUAAUCUCCCAUUGUAUGAUGUUGAAAUGACUUAAAAUGCCAAUUAUUUCACAUAAUAUCUUAGAGACUUUAAUACUUUUAAUAUCAUUCCCUCACUAUCUGGGACACAGGAUUAAACUAUUGUGGGUAGCAGUAGAUUAUUGGAAGAAAUAAGAGAAGAUAAUUUUAUUUUAUCGAAAUUAAAAUAAAUAGGUUAUAAUAGUGAAUAGUUAUUUGUUCAAUUCAAAUGUUUGAUGGGAAAAUAAGAAAAUGGACAAUGA
Stylonychia lemnae is the source of this 3069-nucleotide messenger RNA. The record is from the annotation of a GenBank genome assembly. Lineage: Eukaryota; Ciliophora; Spirotrichea; Sporadotrichida; Oxytrichidae.